AUUGUUUUUAUUCCUCAUACACCAUGAGUCGAGGUGCAAGUGGUUUUAGCAGAGGUGGAGGACGCGGUGGAGGACGCGGAGGAUUCCAGCAGCGCGAUUUCGGUCCUCCAGCUACAGUCGUCGAAAUGGGGACAUUUAUGCAUGCUGUAGAAGACGAGAUGUUGUGCUCCUCUCUCAUAUCCGACAGGGUUCCUUACUUCAAUGCCCCCAUUUACCUCCAAAACAAAUCUGUGAUCGGCAAGGUUGACGAGAUUCUUGGCCCUAUCAAUGAAGUUUACUUCUCAGUCAAAAUGGGAGAAGGGAUGGUUGCGAGCAGCUUCAAGCAAGGAGAUAAAGUAUACAUCGGAGGGGAUAAACUGUUGCCCAUUGAGCGAUUCCUCCCAAAACCAAAAGUUGCAGGUGUAACAAAGCGCGGGCGCGGGACUGCAAGGGGCGCUGGGCCACGGGGACGGGGGGCCCCUGGUGGACGAGGACGGGGAGGACGAGGCGCUAGUAGGGGUGGGGCAAGAGGUGGCUUUGGUGGUGGCUUUGGUGGUGACCGGGGUAGCCGAGGAGGGGGUUUCAGAGGAGGAAGUGGCCGUGGUAGCAGUGGUGGAGGUUACGCUCCUCGAGGUGGAAGAGGCGGGUUCAGGGGAUCGUGAUAAUAGUGUCAGCAUUAUGUUGGUCCCAGCAUGUAUUUGUGUAGAUGUCAAGGUUUCAGUGCCUUCACCUCGCUCGAAACAGUGAUGAAUCUGUUUACCCGCUCAUGUUGCAUGGAAAUAGACUG
Messenger RNA from Suillus paluster, 766 nucleotides. Its product is annotated as Gar1/Naf1 RNA binding region-domain-containing protein. NCBI's taxonomy places the organism in Eukaryota, Fungi, Basidiomycota, Agaricomycetes, Boletales, Suillaceae. Gene Ontology annotation, molecular function: box H/ACA snoRNA binding. Gene Ontology annotation, cellular component: box H/ACA snoRNP complex. Gene Ontology annotation, biological process: ribosome biogenesis; snoRNA guided rRNA pseudouridine synthesis. The transcript has 5 exons. The coding region runs from base 24 to 641 and encodes 205 amino acids. The record is from RefSeq and is a predicted model, not a curated record.